UGUCUUGAACAACGGUUUAGUGAAAGCGAUUUCUUUUACUAUACAAAUACUUAAGAUUUAAGAACAUUUACCUUCAAAAGGAAUACUUUGGUGUUUGUUUGGACUGUAGAAAGAGGGAUGAAUUCGAAAAUUAUUAUUUUUGUUCCAUGAAAUUAUAUUAAAGUAGCAUUGCUAACGGUGGUGCCGUUGCCUUCCAAUGGACUCCGACAUUUCAUCUGAAAAUCUGCAAACCAUGGCGAGUAUCGAUAUUGAGGCAGAAUCUACCGACAAUGAUCUUGAAGUUUCUGAUAAAUUAGAUACAUUUCCCUGUCUAGAGUGUGGAAAAGUCUAUAAAGCUUACUCAAGUCUUAUGAGACAUGUCAGGGUCAAGCAUUCAUUUGGUACUGGCUUCAGUUGUAAAUUCUGCAGCGAAUCCUUUGCAUCAAAUACAAUACUUGCUGAUCACAUUCGAAAUAAUCACGCCGACAAUCCAGACAUCAUCAAAUGUUUCAUAUGUGAUAAGAUAUUUGCUAACAAGACAUCUUAUCAACAACACCUGAAGAUACACAGGACCGAUCGUCCACAUGUAUGUAGUACUUGUGGCAAUACAUACAAAACAAAACCAGACUUGAACCAUCAUGAGCAAUCCCACAGUACAGUAAGACCACAUGCAUGCGAGCAAUGUGGAAAAGCUUUCAUUCGACCUCGAGAUUUACAACGCCAUAUUAGAACACAUUCAGAUGUAAAACCAUUUCAAUGCAAUGAAUGUAGUAAGUCAUUCCGUACCAAGGGACAGCUCAAUACCCAUUCUAAGUUUCAUACAAAUCCAAAUGAAUAUGAAUGCUUCAUAUGCGAGAAGAAGUUUACUCUGAAACAUGCCCUCAAACGACAUUUGGUAUCACACAGACAAAAAAAACAAUUCCCUUGUUCACAGUGUGAUAAAGCCUAUCAUUUUGCCUUCAGACUUAAGGAUCACGUGAGAAGAGAACAUGAUAAGGAGCGAAACUUUGAAUGUGAUGUUUGUAAGAAAAAAUUUGGGAGUCGGGAAAAUCUCAAGAUACACUAUAGGAUCCAUACUGGUGAAAAUCCAUUCAAAUGCUCUUUUUGUGACAAGACAUUUAAUCAACUGUCAAACAAAGCACGGCAUGAACUGACACAUGAUGAAAAUAAGCCAUACAAGUGUAGUGCAUGCAAUAAAACAUUUUACAAGGAGUGUGACUUAAAACAACAUGAAAGAAUUCACAAUUAUCCGGAUUGCAAACCUUACAAGUGUCCAAAAUGUGACAAACGAUUUGUAUCUUCACAAGGAUUAAAUUAUCACAUAACUCGAGAUCACAAUGGAAAAAGGUAUCCAUGUACAUUGUGCAAUAAGUCAUUCUCCAUUGUAGCUAACCUUAAUCAACACAUGAAAUCACAUGAAGUAAGCUGUACUCAACCAUCCCUUGAUGGCAACAGUAAUCCCUCAACAGAAAGAGAAAAUGAAACUGUUGUUGCAAGACAGCCACUUGCAUUGAGUGGCAAACAGAACAACACAGAAAGUGCUAUUGAAAAUGGAACAAACAGUAUGCAAUUAAUGCAAAAUGUAGAAGCUUCCCGACCACAGUACUUUUGUUCAGAAUGUGGUCUGAGCUUUUACCGUGAGGAAAACAGAAAUAGACACAUGACCAAAGUUCAUGUAAAAACAAUCAAAUGUGAGUUAUGCAAACAAGGAUUCAAGACUCAGCAAGAGCUUAAUACACAUAUACCAGAAUGUUCUGGUUUCACAGAAUCAGAGUUCUUCUGCACCAUAUGUGAACAUGUGUUCUCAUGUAAAGCCAGUUUUAGGCGACAUAUGGGGAUCCACACUGAUGCUGUGCCUGUAUCAUGCACAGAAUGUGGUAAGGUGUUUCGAAAUGAGAAGCUUUUGAAGAGACAUCUUAUUGUUCAUUCUGAGAAUAGACCGUUCCAAUGCAGAAACUGUGAUAAAGCUUUUCGACGUAGUGAUGACCUAUUAAAGCAUGAACGUGUUCAUAGUGGAGAAACACCUUACAAAUGCAGAUACUGUGGCAAAGCGUUUAAACAGAGCAAUAACUGCGAACGACACGAACAAACUCAUGGCACUAACAAACGCUUUAAAUGUGAUGAAUGCGAAAAGAAUUUCACUUCUGGAUACGAAUUACGAAAACACAAGUUGAUUCAUGAACAACCAGACGUCAAACGCUUUCAAUGCCAUCUGUGCCCGAGAAAAUAUACACGCGAAAAGAUUUUAAAGGCUCACAUCAAAAAAGCACAUACCCAUCCCAAGCAUGUAUGUGACACUUGUGCAAGCAGGUUUGCGACCCUUCGUGAACUAAAAAAGCAUCAGAAAUCACAUUUUGACGAAAGCGUCAUUCCACAAACAAAAACUUCAGUAAGUAAACGAAGUAGGAUUCAAACAAAUAAAAGGAAAAGUGAAAAUCUGGUGGAGCAGCACAUUUCUAAAGGUAGAGGUGAUGAAGGAGGUGAGGUUCAGAUGGAUGAAGGGAAUAAUGAAGACCAUGAUGAUGGGAAGAAUUCUUCUAGACAUAGAGGUUAUGAAGAGCAUGUAGUCCAAGAGAAUGGAGUGUGUGGUAGGCAUGACAAGGAGAACUUGGAAGGAUCCAUUUCUGUUGAUAAAUCUCAAAUAGAUAGUGACGUAAACAAAGUGAAGCAUGAAGAUGAUCAUCAGAUAGAGAAUGGCGAGCUUAUCAUUGAGGUCGAGAUGGUAGAAGAUGGAAAAGAUCAAGGAGAAAUGGAAGAAAUGAAUGAAAAAUGGGAAAAUGAUGGGGCUUGUGAUGAGGUUAGGCAGGUGGUUGUUUUUAUGGAACAAAUUGAAAAUGGUAACGGCGAUUGCGCUAUAUCCAGCGCUCAUGGUGAUCAUUGGGGUACAACAGGGAACGUGCAUGAUAAACAGGAUGAAAUUGGGAACUUAGAGAAAACAGUUGACGCAAACGAGACCAUUGAUUUAACAAAUGGGCACGAAGAAUGCGUUGGACAAAAAUAUAUGGAUAUUCGAGAGAAUUCUAUGAUGGGGAAUCAUGUGACAAUGAAUAGCAUCAACAAGGAUUGUGCCGAUAAAGAAAGACAAAAAAUGUGUGGAAAUGACGACGCAAGCAAUCGCAUCGCGAAACAUCACUGUGAUCCAAACCAUAAAGAUGGCGGUGAUGUCGGCAAAUAUCGUUGCCAGGAAUGUAAGAAAGUUUUUAAGACGGAGAAGAAGUUGUGGUCACACAAGGCAAAGGUUCAUAAUAUCAUUGAAAGUUCAUCGGAGGAAAGUGACACGGAACAGAUCGAGGAAGAAAACAAAUAUCUCAUCAAAGGGUAAAGAUAGAUACACGAAGUACCACUAAUGCUCAUUGUUGCUCAGCCAAAGAGGCUUAUGGUAAUUCAGAACGAAGCAAUAAUGAACAUGUGAGGAUAGAUAUGAAUGACAGUAGUAUUGAUAAUGUGGACGGAGAAUAAUGAACAUGUGAGGAUAGAUACAAACGGCGAUGGUGCUGACUGUAUAUGUCAGCGAAUAAAUAUUUGUUCAAAGUAGAAUUACUAACUGGUUCGAAUCUCUAAAGAGGUCGUUGUUCAUAGUUUUUGAGGAAACCGUAUGGAGUAGUUUUCUGUUGCAAAAUACACAUAUUUGAAAAUA
This is a messenger RNA of Xenia sp. Carnegie-2017, 3616 nucleotides long. Its product is annotated as zinc finger protein 11-like. Gene Ontology annotation, biological process: regulation of transcription by RNA polymerase II. Lineage: Eukaryota; Metazoa; Cnidaria; Anthozoa; Malacalcyonacea; Xeniidae. The record is from RefSeq and is a predicted model, not a curated record. Bases 197 to 3301 code for a protein of 1034 amino acids. The transcript has 3 exons. Gene Ontology annotation, molecular function: DNA-binding transcription factor activity; RNA polymerase II cis-regulatory region sequence-specific DNA binding.